UAGCAGUGCAAGGACCACUUGUUGUUUUGGCUCCACGGCUGCAGAUGGCAGUGCAAGGACCAUUAUAAGAAUAUACCCUUUCUCACAUGGGCUUAAGGCAACUUUACCGAUUCUCUUUACAGCUAUGGAGCGAACCUUGAUGGCCGCUCUACAUGCUAAGCUUUGA
Messenger RNA from Dentiscutata heterogama, 166 nucleotides. Lineage: Eukaryota; Fungi; Glomeromycota; Glomeromycetes; Diversisporales; Gigasporaceae. The record is from the annotation of a GenBank genome assembly.